Molecule: messenger RNA, 564 nt
Organism: Fulvia fulva
Lineage: Eukaryota; Fungi; Ascomycota; Dothideomycetes; Mycosphaerellales; Mycosphaerellaceae
Product: Low molecular weight phosphotyrosine protein phosphatase
Exons: 1
Coding region: 1-564 (187 amino acids)
Biological process (GO): protein dephosphorylation
Molecular function (GO): protein tyrosine phosphatase activity
Source: RefSeq, a predicted model, not a curated record
AUGGCAACCAGCUCCACGGCCGGUGCCGAGAAGGUGUCGGUUCUGUUCGUGUGCCUGGGAAACAUAUGCCGCUCUCCAAUGGCCGAAGGAGUGUUCAGGCACCUCACCAACUUCGGAGGUGACGAGCAGCAUCCCUUGAUCAAGGACAUCGACUCAUGCGGUACCGGCGCAUACCACGCAGGCGACAAGCCUGAUUCGCGAACGCUUUCCGUCCUCGAAGACAACGGUCUGACAGACUACAAGCACAAGGCUCGACGGGUGAAGGUCCCCGAAGACUUUGAGCGGUUUGACUAUGUGCUGGCGAUGGACGAGGACAACUUCAUCGACCUUCGGGACUCGGUGAAACGUGCGAAGAAGAGUGGCAAGUUGGAUAAUGAAGUAUUGCAGAAGGUGCACAUGUUUGGAGAGUUUGGUGGAAAGGACAGCAGGGAGCCAAUUGUGGAUCCAUGGUAUGAUGGCGGUAGAAAGGGGUUUGAGGUGGCAUACGAGCAGGUGCUGAGGAUGGGGAAAGGCCUCCUGCAGCAUAUCGAAAACGAAGCGAAGAAAAGCAAGAGCGAGCUCUGA